CAUUACUCCUGCAAGACGCCUGCAGAAGUAACAGCUGAUGAUUUCGUGUAUUCAGGCCUACGUGUGCCUGGUAACACCUCAACCCUCUUCAAUGCCGCCAUCAACUCAGCAUCUGUUCAUAAGUUCCCAGUCUUGAAUGGCCUUGGCGUCUCCGUGGCACGAGCAGACAUAGCCCCUGGCGGUGUGCUUCCAAUGCACACUCACCCCGGCGGUUCAGAGAUAAUUCUUGUAGCCAAGGGCUCUGUCACUGCUGGUUUAAUUUCUUCGGAUGAUACCGUCUACUUGAAGACUGUCGAAGAGGGGAAUAUCAUGGUUUUCUCUCAAGGGUUGCUGCAUUUCCUGGUGAAUACUGGUGGGACACAGGCACUCCUUUGGGGAGUGAAGGGGGCGACGAUUGGAAGUGGUGCAAAUAGCGGCACCGCCGACAACAACUUGGCGGUGGUGGAGUUGAUGAAGAAAUGA
This is a messenger RNA of Vitis vinifera (wine grape), 462 nucleotides long. RefSeq names its product auxin-binding protein ABP19a-like. Gene Ontology annotation, cellular component: cell wall. NCBI's taxonomy places the organism in Eukaryota, Viridiplantae, Streptophyta, Magnoliopsida, Vitales, Vitaceae. The annotation marks the transcript as partial. Gene Ontology annotation, molecular function: manganese ion binding. The transcript has 2 exons. The record is from RefSeq and is a predicted model, not a curated record.